AUGGUAACUUCUGCCAUCUACAACCCUCUACAACCCUCUACAGCCCUCUACAACCCACAACCCUCUACAACCCUCUACAACCCUCUACAACCACUACAACCAUCUACAACCUCUACAACCCUCUACAACCCACACAACCCUCUACAACCCUCUACAACCCUCUACAACCCACUACAGCCAUCUACAACCCUCUACAACCCUCUACAACCCUCUACAACCCUCUACAACCCUCUACAACCCUCUACAGCCAUCUACAACCCUCUACAACCUCUACAACCCCUACAACCCACUACAACCCACUACAACCCUCUACAACCCUCUACAACUCUCUACAACACCCUACAACCCUCUACAACCCUCACAACCCUCUACAACCCUCUACAACCUCUACAACCCUCUACAACCUCUACAACCCCCUACAACCCUCCUACAACCCUCUACAACCCACUACAACCCUCUACAACCCACUACAACCCUCUACAACCCUCUACAACCCCCUACAACCCUCUAACCCCCUACAACCUACAACCCUCUACAACCCUCUACAACCCCUACAACCCUCUACAACCUGCAUCCUGUGAGCCUUUGGUUAGUAUGCUGGCCCACACAUAG
This is a messenger RNA of Homarus americanus (American lobster), 612 nucleotides long. Its product is annotated as DNA-directed RNA polymerase II subunit RPB1-like. The coding region runs from base 1 to 612 and encodes 203 amino acids. NCBI's taxonomy places the organism in Eukaryota, Metazoa, Arthropoda, Malacostraca, Decapoda, Nephropidae. The transcript is spliced from 2 exons. The record is from RefSeq and is a predicted model, not a curated record.